Molecule: messenger RNA, 1472 nt
Organism: Lepus europaeus (European hare)
Lineage: Eukaryota; Metazoa; Chordata; Mammalia; Lagomorpha; Leporidae
Gene: PARVG
Product: parvin gamma
Exons: 14
Coding region: 111-1472 (453 amino acids)
Biological process (GO): substrate adhesion-dependent cell spreading; establishment or maintenance of cell polarity; actin cytoskeleton organization
Cellular component (GO): actin cytoskeleton; cytoplasm; focal adhesion
Molecular function (GO): actin binding
Source: RefSeq, a predicted model, not a curated record
UCUGGGGAGGGAGAGACAGAAAUAUUUGGAGUGGCCUCUGAGAGCCCGGCGGGGGCCAGCCGGCAUGGCCAGGCCCCUGGCCUCCCAGGGGUUUGUGGGUGCAGCACGGGAUGGGGGAAGUGGCAGCCGUGGAGGAAGUGAGAGGCCGCCCCUGCCUCCGAGCCCCGCGACCUGGGGAACCCGGAAGCUGCCGUGUUCCGAGCGCCCGAGCCACCGAGGCCACGAUUCCCUGUGCGGAGAAGCAGCCAGGAACCGCUGAGCACAGAGUGAAUUCAGAGCUGUGCUCCAACCACGACACCUUCUGUCCCCCGAACCCUCCAGGGCGGGUGAGGGAGAGGAUGGAGCCGGAGUCCUCCCGCGGCCUGCUGCAGCUCCCCACAGAGGCGCGCCUCCCCACGGAGGGGGAGCUCCCCCCAGGGGAGAAGAAGAAGUACCUGGCACCCGCCUCGCGGAAGGACCCCAGGUUUGAAGAGCUGCAGCAGGUGCUGAUGGAGUGGAUCAACGCCACACUCCUGCCCGAGCACAUUGUGGCGCGCAGCCUGGAGGAGGACUUGUUCGACGGGCUCAUCCUGCACCACCUAUUCCAGAAGCUGGCGGCGCUGCGGCUGGAAGUGGAGGAGAUGGCCUUGACCUCUGCGAGCCAGCAGCGCAAGCUGGCCGUGGUGCUGGACGCCGUGAACCGCAGCCUGCAGGUGGAGGAGCGGCAGGUCCCAUGGAGCGUGGAGGCCAUCUUCAGCAAGGACCUGCUGGCCACCUUGCACCUCCUUGUGGCCCUGGCCAAGCGCUUCCAGCCGGACCUGCCCCUCCCAGCCAACGUCCAUGUGGAGGUCAUCACCAUCGAGAGCACCAGGACCGGUCUGAAGUCGGAGACCUCGGUGGAGCAGCUCACCGAGUGCGGCGCAGACAAGGACGGCCUCCUGGUGAGUGCGCGCAUCACGCAAGGCGCUCUCCUGCACGCUCCCGCUCUCCUGCACGCUCUGACCGUGCACGGGAGGAUGAAGAAGGACGCUGGAUCUCGGCCCCCCACCCCCGCCCCGGGAGGCUUACAGCUGUUUACCGGAUCUGGGUCUGCAGGGGAUGUCUUUGAUGAAUUAUUUAAGCUGGCGCCGGAGAAAGUGAAGGCGGUGAGCGAGGCCAUCAUGACGUUUGUCAACCAGAAGCUGGAGCGCCUGGGCCUGUCCGUGCAGAACCUGGACACCCAGUUCGCAGACGGGGUCAUCCUGCUCUUGCUGAUUGGACAGCUGCAAGGCUUCUUCCUGCACCUGAAGGAAUUCUACCUCACGCCCAGUUCUCCUGCGGAAAGGCUGCACAACGUGACCCUGGCCCUGGAGCUGCUGAGGGACCACGGGCUCCUGCAGCAGCCGGUCAGCCCCGAAGCCAUCGUGAACAAGGACGCCAGGAGCACGCUGCGGCUGCUCUACUGCCUGUUCCGCAAGCACAAGCUGGAGGCGCCCCACGGAGCCCCACGUUAA